AUGGAGCGUGGAACAACUACAGUACAUUGCUUAGCUGCCACACAGUAUCUGGCACUAUUUGUGUCAAAGCAUGUCGGGACAGACAGCUCUCAUGUUUGUUCACGACUGGUACCAGCCAUAGUAAAACAGAUGAACCAUGAAGACGAGAUGCUUUCAAAAGCAAGCUACACCGUUAUCUUUGAAAUCAGCAGGAAAGACCCCAAACUUGUGGCCGGUGAUAUCGGGGCUCUCGCUGAGUGGUACAGCACAAAACAUGCGACUUUUGCUCUACAUUCCCUCCCUAAGCCCUAUGAGGAAAGUGUUGGGUUUACACAGAAAGAGUUCAAUAUGAUGAUGUCAGCCAUAGAAGAAGACUCGCAACAGACCAAUGCUGUUUUUCAGGUUCUACUAAUCAGGCAAAUGGCUGAAAAUCAGCCGGAGCUCUUCACACAAGGACAUAUUGACUACAUGAUCAAGCAUUUUAUGCCCAACAACGAGACACAGAUGGUGGCCCUGAUUGUUUUUGGUGAGGUCAUUCCACAACAGCCACAACUGUUUGGAAAUAACAUAAUCACACAAGUCCUCCAGAGUCCAAAGUUGGAUUUGAGAAGCGCAGCUGCAAUUCAGGUUAUCUGUGUUAACUUAGGCCUAAAAAAGCAGGAACUAGCAGACAGUUUGAUAGAAGAGCUUUUUGUUCUGGUAAAAAAGAGUAAGGAUGCCAUUCAACAAGUUGCCCUUAUUGAUGGUCUCCGAACUCUGGGAGCUAAAUAUGGCGUCAACACUCUUAAACCUCAUCGCAAGUACUUUGAAGACUUGCAGAAAAAUGGACAAAAUUCUUCUCUCAACGACAUGUGUACAUCAAUUAUCAAUGCCAUGGACGGUGUCAGUAUGACGGGCAUCACUACUGAAGUCCUACAUAUCAAGAGACAGGUUGGUGAACUUGAUGAGAGGGUCACACACACUGAGGUAGAGGUCAAAGGGUUAAAGGUCACCGUUGACAAGCAUGGCAGAGAAAUAAAAACCGUGAAAACUGGACUUAAAACGGUCAACAAACGUGUAGAUGGUGUGCAAAAAGAUCUUGACGAUACAAAGGUCAAAGUUGAGGAAAUUGACAACAAGACGAUGUCCAACGCUCCAGCAUGGUCAAGAGAUCUUACCAAGUUGAUGAAUCCGAAGUCUGAGCACGAUUGGAGACUGUUGGCCCAACGUCUAGGAUAUUCACCAAAGGACAUCAAAGCAUGGGCCACCCAGAAUGAUCCCUGCAUGGCCCUUCUCAGCGAAUGGUACGCUACCCACAAGACAGUCGAGGCUACCCAAGCAGUACUGACCAGUCUGCAGGAAAUGGACAGACUGGACGCUGCAAUCAUCGUAGAGAAUGCUAUGAAGGCUGUUGAUGAUAUCGUUGUGGAAGCCCCCGAAUAUAAAAAGCCUCCUCCGAUCUUCCUUAGUUACCAAUGGGUUCAUCAGAAUGAGGUCAAGCUACUAAGGCAACACCUCCUCAUGGCCGGCUAUGAAUGCUGGAUGGAUGUUGGACAAAUGGGAGGCGGGGAUAAACUUUUUGAGAAGAUUGACAAUGGAAUCAGAGGGGCUAAGGUCAUCAUAUGUUGUGUAUCGGAGAAGUACGCAAAAUCUCCCAACUGUAACAGAGAGGUGAACUUGGCUGUCAGUCUUGGGAAGCCCAUGAUUCCCCUCCUGAUGGAGAAGAUGGGCUGGCCCCCUAAGGGCUCCAUGGGACCCAUCUUCAGCGAGUACCUGUUUGUGAGAUUUUUCCAGCGAGGAGGAGAGAAGACAAGUGACCAACGUUACUGGCCUGCUCCAAAGUUUCAGGAACUUCUGAUGCAACUCAACAUCUACAAAACAAUGCCUGAUGAAUCACUCGUUGCUAAAGAGUACAAGAACUGGUGGGUUCCUGUAGCAGAAGAAAUAGUCAUUACGAAAAAGCCAAACACUGGAGGACAGGGGGAUUCAAAUUCAGGUUCUGCGAAGGAUAACACCAGUAAGUCCCCAGACGUGUUUCUGUCGUACCAGUGGGGUAAACAGACACAGAUCAAACAGCUCUACAAGAGACUCUGUGAGCUCGGUUUAACCUGCUGGAUGGAUAUCUACCAGAUGGGAGGCGGGGACUCCCUGUAUGACAAGAUUGACCGAGGUGUCCGAGGCUGUAAGAUUGUUCUUACCUGUGUGACCACCAAGUAUGCAGUCUCGGCCAAUUGUCGAAGAGAGGUCAGUCUGGCUGAUUCCCUUAAGAAGCCUGUGGUCCCUCUACUGUUGGAAAAUAUGGAAUGGCCACCUAGUGGGCCUAUGAGCAUGGUCUUCACACAGCUUCUGUACAUCAAUUGCCACCGUGAUGAGAAAGUCCAGAUGACUUGGUCAGGAGACAAAUUUGAUGAGCUCAUAGGAAAGGUCAUAGAACAUGUGCCUAAUACGAUUGGAUAUGAACCUCCAAAAAAGGAAGACGACGAAUCAGAGCCAGUCCCAAAAACGGCACCUCCGCCAUAUAAACCGAACCCAGAGUUCGCACACGUCCAACAACAGGCACAACCUCAACCAUACCAACAAGCCCAGCCCUACCAACAAGCUCAGCCCUAUGCACAGUCUCAACCUUAUGGAAAUGUUCACCAGCAGCAGCAGAGGCCUGCCGCAAAUCAACAAUCCUCAUCUUGUGUGCUUCUAUAAAGUCCCCGUUGAAACAUUUAAUCACGAAAAAAAUGCAAAACAUAAUGUUUGAUCUACGCACUUGAUGUCAUGUUGAAACACAAGGUAUUUUAUUUCGGCUGUGUCAAACGAUUUAUCAGCGUAUACUUUUAUUUUUAAG
Messenger RNA from Mizuhopecten yessoensis (Yesso scallop), 2794 nucleotides. RefSeq lists its product as uncharacterized. The coding region runs from base 1 to 2655 and encodes 884 amino acids. The record is from RefSeq and is a predicted model, not a curated record. The transcript is spliced from 11 exons. Gene Ontology annotation, biological process: signal transduction. Gene Ontology annotation, molecular function: protein binding. NCBI's taxonomy places the organism in Eukaryota, Metazoa, Mollusca, Bivalvia, Pectinida, Pectinidae.